Molecule: messenger RNA, 168 nt
Organism: Ostertagia ostertagi
Lineage: Eukaryota; Metazoa; Nematoda; Chromadorea; Rhabditida; Trichostrongylidae
Source: the annotation of a GenBank genome assembly
AUGUUACCGUCUGCUGCUCAACUUUUGAAGCGGGUGUUGAUGGUGCCUCCGAAGCACUUCACCGUUGAGUACAAUAUCAAUCCAUGGAUGGGAGGAGUGGUCGAUAAAGUGAAAGCUUUUGCGCAAUGGAAUGCACUGAAAUCGGCCAUCGAAAAAGAAGGUGUAGAG